This is a messenger RNA of Amaranthus tricolor (Joseph's coat), 1266 nucleotides long. RefSeq names its product protein Ycf2-like. The record is from RefSeq and is a predicted model, not a curated record. NCBI's taxonomy places the organism in Eukaryota, Viridiplantae, Streptophyta, Magnoliopsida, Caryophyllales, Amaranthaceae. Bases 67 to 1266 code for a protein of 399 amino acids. The transcript has a single exon.
CUGCAGUGGUAGAACCUCGCGAACCGGGCGUACUACUUCUCAACCUUAAGCAUACUUUAUUCUCUUAUGAUUUUUCAAACCAGAAGAAGUUUUUUUUUCUUCUUUAAGUCUUUUAGAAAGAUUCUUGUUAUUGCUUCGACUCAUAUUCCGCAAAAAGUGGAUCCCGCUCUAAUAGCCCCGAAUCAAUUAAAUACAUGCAUUAAGAUACGAAGGCUUCGUAUUCCACAACAACGAAAGCACUUUUUGACUCUUUCAUAUACUAGGGGAUUUCACUUGGAAAAGAAAAUGUUCCAUACUAAUGGAUUCGGGUCCAUAACCAUUGGUUCCAAUGUACGAGAUCUUGUAGCACUUAUCAAUGAGGCCCUAUCGAUUAGUAUUACACAGAAGAAAUCCAUUCUAGACACUAAUACAAUUCGAUCCGCUCUUCAUAGACAAACUUGGGAUUUGCGAUCCCAGGUAAGAUCGGUUCAGGAUCAUGGGAUCCUUUUCUAUCAGAUAGGAAGGGCUGUUGCACAAAAUGUACUUCUAAGUAAUUGCCCUAUAGAUCCUAUAUCUAUCUAUAUGAAGAAGAAAUCAUGUAACGAAGGGGAUUCUUAUUUGUACAAAUGGUACUUCGAACUUGGAACGAGCAUGAAGAAAUUAACGAUACUUCUUUAUCUUUUGAGUUGUUCUGCCGGAUCGGUCGCUCAAGAUCUUUGGUCUCUACCCGGACCCGAUGAAAAAAAUGGGAUCACUUCUUAUGGACUCGUUGAGAAUGAUUCUUAUCUAGUUCAUGGCCUAUUAGAAGUAGAAGGCGCUCUGGUGGGAUCCUCACGGACAGAAAAAGAUUGCAGUCAGAAUGAUCGAGUGACGUUGUUUCUUCGGUCCGAACUAAGGGAUCCUUUAGAUAUGAUGCAAAAUGGAUCUUGUUCUAUCCUUGAUCAUAGAUUUCUCUAUGAAAAAUACGAAUCGGAAUUGGAAGAAGGGGAAGGAGCCCUCGAUCCGCAACAGAUAGAGGAGGAUUUAUUCAAUCACAUAGUUUGGGCUCCUAGAAUAUGGAACCCCUGGGGCUUUCUAUUUGAUUGUAUCGAAAGGCCCAAUGAAUUGGGAUUUCGCUAUUGGGCCGGGUCAUUUCGGGGCAAGCGGAUCAUUUAUGAUAAAGAGGAUGAGCUUCAAGAGAAUGAGUCGGAGUUCUUGCAGAGUGGAACCAUGCAGUACCAGACACGAGAUAGAUUUUCCAAAGAACAGGGAUUUUUUCGAAUAAGCCAAUUCAUUUGGGACCCCUAA